Mycosarcoma maydis (corn smut) is the source of this 1704-nucleotide messenger RNA. RefSeq names its product putative myo-inositol transporter. The transcript has a single exon. Gene Ontology annotation, cellular component: membrane. Gene Ontology annotation, biological process: transmembrane transport. The record is from RefSeq and is a predicted model, not a curated record. Lineage: Eukaryota; Fungi; Basidiomycota; Ustilaginomycetes; Ustilaginales. Gene Ontology annotation, molecular function: myo-inositol:proton symporter activity. The coding region runs from base 1 to 1704 and encodes 567 amino acids.
AUGGCCGACCGUGAUCCCAGCCUCACUCCCGACGAGGACAAACCUCACUCUCUCCAGUCUGACGACAAGUUCUCGCCCAAAGCAUCCAACGACCACGCUCAGCUCCACCAACUUCACCUCGCUACUCGCUCUGUUGUCUCCACAGAGGGCAUCAUCGAUGCAGCCGAACUUGAUCAAGUCCUGGACGAAGCCGCCAUCGAGGCUGCUGGCCAGGGCGAGAGCAACAGUCUCUACCUCUGGACACUCACCUUCUUCGCCACCAUUGGCGGUCUCUUGUUUGGCUACGACACUGGUGCCAUAUCCAGCGUGCUUGUCCAAGUGGGCACUGAUCUAGACAACAAAGAGCUGACCGAUGGCAACAAGGAAUUCAUCACCUCGGCACUCACCGUCGGCGCCAUCAUCUCUGCCCUUUGCGCCGGUGUCGUGGCAGACAAGUUCGGCCGAAAAUGGACGCUUGUCAUUUGUGAUAUCAUGUUCAUUGUAGGCGCCGUCAUUCAAGCUGCUGCCCACAAGAAGUGGGACGUUGUGGGUGGAAGAUUUGUUCUCGGUCUCGGAAUCGGCGCAGCUGCUCAGAUCGUGCCCGUAUACAUCCAAGAACUGGCUCCGGCUCGAGCGCGAGGUCGUCUCACGUGCCUAAAUAGCAUCGCCGUCACCUUUGGCCAGGUCGUAGCUACCGCCAUCGGCGCCGGUUUUGAACAUGUCUCUUCUGGCUGGCGCUGGAUCAUUGCCCUCGGCGCCUUCCCUCCUAUCAUCCAACUCAUUGGUAUUCACUUUUUCAUGUCAGAGUCCCCGCGCUAUCUCGUCAAGCAACGAAGAGAGGACGAAGCCGCGCGAGCCCUCACCCGUAUCUAUCCUCUCGCCACCCCCGAGCAGAUCAACGCAAAGCUUGGCGUUCUCAAGAAGCACAUCCAAACCGAGGACGCUCCCCUCCGCUACCGAAUCGUCAAGGUCUGGACCGAUGUACCCACUCGUAGAGCCGUCUUCCUAACUUCCAUGGUUCUAGCCUCACAACAACUUUCAGGCUUCAACUCCCUCAUGUACUUUUCUGGCACCUUGUUCAAGUCGGCCGGGCUCAAGCAACCGAUCGCAACCAGUCUCAUCGUCAGCGGAGCCAACUUCCUCUGCACUUUCAUCCCUCUCAAGUACAUUGAUCGUUUCGGCCGUCGCCGCUUCCUUCUCGCCACGAUGCCCUGUGUCAUUAUUUUCUUGGUUUGCACCGCCGGAAUCUUUGCAAAGAUGCUCCAACCCACCAACCAGCGCCUCGUCGAGGGUUAUCCGUAUCCAACGUCGUACACCUCGGCCAUGCUUGUCUUUAUGGUUCUCUACGUCUGCUCGUAUGCCACCGGUCUUGGCAACGUACCUUGGCAACAAGGCGAGUUCUUCUCCACCGAGACGCGCAUGAUCGGUACCUCUAUCUCUACCGCAGUCAACUGGGCGGCCAACCUCGUCAUCUCUUCGACCUUCUUGAGCCUUAUGAAUGCCAUCACUCCUUCCGGUGCUUUUGGCUUCUACGCAGGCCUCACAUUUGUCUUCCUUCUCAUUGUUUACUUCCUUUACCCUGAGACCUCGCUGUUGUCGCUCGAGGAGGUGCGUACCACUCUCAACGGCGGCUUCAACGUCAAAAAGAGUCUCAAGGUACGAAAGGAGAAGAUCGCCCUUUGGAACACUCAGAAGCAGGCUGCUAAAGCCGAGACCGCCGCUUAG